GCGUCUACAGGUCCGCUGAUGACAGAGCGCGUCACACCGCGUCGAGAUGAGCGUCUAAUUUCUCUGACCCCUCGCGCCUGAUAACACGCUUUUCAUCGUCGCGUGACAGGUGAAGGAAUUAAAGCAGUGCGAGAAGAAAAUCGCGCGAGCUCAUGUGGAUGAUUAUACAGACCGGGCUGAGCCGACAGUCAUUGACCCCUCAAAGUCAAUAACAAGAGAGAGAGAAGAGCGAAGUGACCGUCCACAAGAUCCUGCAUGAGAGAACAUUGACAGCUUUGUUGGAGUCCACGUGAGAUGAGGCGGUUUUCUCAGAGGAGAAUGAGGACAUUGAUGGCGCUGUGCUGCGCUCUGACUUUCUCAAUGUUGGUGUUGAGUUGUACGCUCGGAGAACCCUCGCUGUACUUCUUCAGAUUGGUGGUGGGUCUGUCCGACAGCUCGUGUGCCUGUUCACGCUGCAUCUCUCACCUGAAUCCCCAGCGUGAUGAGGACGGCUGGUUUAUGGAGCGUUUCAAUGAGUCCUUCAAGCCGCUGCUGUCCAGAUCCAACAGUUUCAUCUCAGACGACACGUACAGAUGGUGGCAGUGGCUCCAGGCAGAGAUGAAUCCCUCUAAUCUGAGCUCAGUGUUGGACAGAUUAUUCCAGUUGAUCCCGGCUGAUGAACACUAUGAUGAUGGCGGUCCACAUCGCUGUCGAAUCUGCUCUGUAGUGGGAAACUCUGGGAAUCUCUGGGAGUCUCAUUAUGGCUCGGACAUCGAUGCCAGUGAUUUUGUCAUACGAAUGAAUCAGGCUCCGACAGAAGGUUUUGAGAGAGAUGUGGGCUGUAAGACCACUCAUCACGUCUUGUAUCCAGAAAGCGCUGUUGAUUUGAAUAAUUCCACAAGUCUUCUUCUCAUUCCCUUUAAAACUCUGGAUCUGGAGUGGAUCACCAGCGCGCUGACCACCGGAAACAUCUCACACACGUAUGUACCUGUCAUGUCUCACAUCAGAGCCAAUAAACACAAGGUGUUAAUCUACAGUCCCAGCUUUAUGAAGUAUGUGUAUGACUCGUGGCUGGAGGGUCAUGGCAGAUAUCCUUCCACUGGCUUUCUCUCUCUCAUGUUUGCGGUUCAUGUCUGUGAUGAGGUGAAUGUGUUUGGAUUCGGUGCGGAUCCGGAUGGAAACUGGCAUCAUUACUGGGAGAAGAACAUGCAGGGAGGAGCGUUUCGACACACCGGCGUUCAUGAUGGAGAUUAUGAGUACAACAUCACACUUCUGCUGGCAGACAAACACAAGAUCACUCUCUACACAUGAACACACACAUACACAUCAGCAUUGAUUUAUACAAACUGAGCGUUAUGGACUUUUGAUUUGCUUUUACUGCCAAAUUGAAUAUCAUUAAAUAUCAUAUCAGAAAUGAAUGACUAAAUCUCCAGAAUGUAUUUAUGAAUUUAUAAUAUGUGAUGUGUUCAUACUUUGCAUAAGUGCCUCGUGUUUGUAGUCAAAACUCAGAGAAAAGUGCCUUCAGAUGUGUUUUACAUCAAAUAAAAGUCAUUCAUGCGUGUACGUUAAUUCAGUUCGACUGGAUAUGAAAUCAUAAUAAUGAAAGACUGUUUUAAUCCUCAUGAUCCACAAAAGAUCUGUUGUGUUGUAUUCUAUCAGUAUAGCAUUUACUUUACUAUCAUGUGUCAUGAUUGUGAUUGUGUAAAUAUUGUAAUGGAUAAUGCAGUCUGGGGCUUGUGGUCACUUGUUGAGUGCACAAAUGGGUUUUCCUCAACACCGGUCUUAUGUUUUGCUCUUAAACAUCAUGUUAAAAAAUUCCCGUGAAGCAGAAUGAUUGUGUUUUACCUGUAAACUGAAAUUGCAGAAUUGGUAGCUAUACUUUAUUUGGUCAUGAGGAUGCUGUUGUGUGUUCAUGUGUUUACCUGUAGAGGGCGCUGCAGACUGCUGAUGUAUGCGCACACUUGAAGACCUCGUCAUUUCUGACACCAGAGUCAUACUCAAAGUGCCUGCACACAUGAAGAAAGUCUUACUUUGACUACUGACAAUGAAUGUGGUGGUGUAGAAAGACAGGUGACACUAUCAGCUGUCUGAGGAUAUCAGCAUCAAGUCAGACUGCAUCACUUUCACCUGGUGUUUGUUUAACACGCCCUCUUACCUUUACAUGUGUGUGUGUGCGUGUCUUAUCACUCCUUUAAUAAUACACAUCUGUGUUUCUCUUACAGUUGUGAUACUGCAUACAGAGUGUAUUUUACUAUAGUCAAGGUCUCACUGAGGUGGGCACUGAACUCAUACAUUCAGUCAUUUUUCAUAACUCAAAACAGUCAUCAUCACUUGUUACACAUGCUGCCUAACUUUGCGCUGGGAAUUUAUAUGUGUAAAGAAAACCAUUGGUUUAAAAAGUUCAUUCAUCAUGAAACAGCUCAGGAACAUUCAUUUAUAACCUUUUAUUGUGAAUUCAUGUAAAACUACAGUACAUGUGUUUGGGUCAAUGACCUAUAGCCACCACUUGUCAAGGGUGUGCGACCAAUUAUAUCAAUAAUUGUACUAAAUUAGAACUCAAUAAUAAUAGUAUCUCAUUUUUGUGGCUGAAAUAUGAAUCUCUGAUACAGUGGGGUUUUUUAAUCAGUUGUAUGCGAUUUUCACGAAUCUUCAAAAUUAUAAAAAUAUGAUUAAGAUGAUUACUUACCAAAACUCAAAGAAUGCAAAUACUUUGUGUAAACACUUGAAAUACUAAGGAUUUAUUAAAAAAUGUUGAGCAUGUCAAGGAAAUUAAUGAAAUGAUUUGAAGAUAAAUCAUAGUCGCACCACAUGACAUUUUUUGCUAUGGCCAAAUGGCAGUCGUGGCCUAAUGGUCAGAGAGUCGGACUCGUGACCAGAAGGUUGCCGGUUGGAUUCCCAGGGCUGGCGGGUAACUACUGAGGUGCCCUUGAGCAAGGCACCUUACCCCUACUUGCUCCCCGGGCGCUGCAGUGAUAGCUGCCCACUGCUCCGGGUGUACGUGUGGUCACUACUUGCUGUGUGUGUGUUCACUACUCUCUGGAUGGGUUAAAUGCAGAGGUCACAUUUCGUUGCCUUGUACUUGUACAUGUGCAAUGACAAUAAAGUUGAAUCUAAUCUAAUCUAAUAGAUGACAAUUGCUAAAAUCACUUAAUUUUUGAUCUGCAUUUAUGUGUCCACCAAAGUCUUAAUGUUCAAAUAACUGCAAUACAUAUGAUUAUUUAGUGGUAUUUUAAUGUUGUCAUUGACCCAUUUACAUCACUGAGACAAAAGGACAGAACAAAAUCUGAAAUUGACUGAUGAAAAAUCAAACAGGUUUCUUUGAAUCUAAGCAAAAAUUGACAAAAAACGUCCGGUGCAGUAAAAUGUGAAAUGUUCCUCACUGUACCCGCUCUGUGUUUCCAUCAACUCUGUGUUGUGGAUUUAACCACAUGUGUGUUUUCCUGAGAUAAAACAUCUUCUGUCUAUCAGAUUCUCUGUGUGGAGUAAGCAAUCCUCCUCAGUGCUCAGGUGAAGGAGAGGAGAGGAUGGGGAUCAAUACAGCUGACACAGCUCGCAUGUCAUGAAGGAACAUAAAGACAGUCAUGGCCAGCCUGUAAAAGUGCUGCGUGAGACCAGUUUAAUAAAUGAAAGAAGUUAGGUUAGGUUUAUUGUUUGUUUAUUGUUUGUCUAAAAUGGAGAUCCUGAUAUUAGUGCCAAAAUGCUUGUAAAAGCUGCACCAACCACUCUAACCAGUGAGCCAGACAACAAUAAUAAUAUUAAUAGAAAGAUGAUAUAUUUCAUGUGUUUUUAGGAGGACAUUUCAGGAGUCGGACAUUUCAGUCUGAGACGGACGGACUGACGGAUGGAGGGAUGAUGAUGAUUAUUUGUAUUGUGCUGUCAGAUCCCUGAAUCCAACUUUACUGUAGUCCAUGCACAAGAUGUCACUGAAAGGCCUGGGCCUCUCGUCUACAAAAACUCCUGCCAAACAAAUGUACUGUUACAUAAAUAGUGAAAUGUCGCACAAAAAUGUAAUACAAAUUCUAAAAUAGGAUUGGUCUGACCCUGCCGUUAACAUGACACCUGACUGUAAAUUGACAAAAACCAUCAAGAGAUUUUCUAAUGAAGAAAUAUUGACAUGUGUUUUAUGGCUCAACUCUAGACAUUUGUGUAUGGAAUGGGUUGUUUUUCUCCUGCACACAAAUCCACCGGAAAUGAAACUCCAUUAUUCUGACCAAUCAUAGCACAUUCUGCUUUCAAAUGUUCAUGUUUUUAAAAAAACCAGAUGUGUGUGAACUACUCACUGAUGCUGUUUUGCAAAGCAAAUCCCAGGAAGGAGGACUGUGAAUGUGAAGGCCGUUUUAACACAACAUCACUGUCACAGUCCGGUCUGCUGCAUCCCACAAAAAAAGUGAAAGAUUCAGCUUUUCCACGAAUAUUUGACAGAUUGUUAGAAUAAAAUCUAUUUCUUCUUUCUCUGUGCCUCUAUCAACCUCAUUGUUUUCCUCACUCUUGGAUAAAACGUCUGCCAUAUGACUGAAUGUAAAUGCAUUUAUGUAAAUGUAGUUGAAAAUGUAAAGCAGUGACACACAUAGUAAACUUCACAGGACAUGGAGUAUAUGUGUAUCAUCUUAAAUAACAUUUUGUUAGAAAUGACAAGAAAACGGUUGUACUAAACCUUUCACACAUUUAAAUCAAGCGAGAUGUUUUGAUUGGAUUGAUGGGGAAUGUGAGCUGAACGUGUGUGCGUGCGUAACCGGUUCU
Molecule: messenger RNA, 4719 nt
Organism: Triplophysa rosa
Lineage: Eukaryota; Metazoa; Chordata; Actinopteri; Cypriniformes; Nemacheilidae
Gene: st3gal1l3
Product: ST3 beta-galactoside alpha-2,3-sialyltransferase 1, like 3
Exons: 8
Coding region: 295-1290 (331 amino acids)
Molecular function (GO): beta-galactoside (CMP) alpha-2,3-sialyltransferase activity
Source: RefSeq, a predicted model, not a curated record